Messenger RNA from Hibiscus syriacus, 616 nucleotides. RefSeq names its product probable calcium-binding protein CML22. Bases 1 to 597 code for a protein of 198 amino acids. NCBI's taxonomy places the organism in Eukaryota, Viridiplantae, Streptophyta, Magnoliopsida, Malvales, Malvaceae. The record is from RefSeq and is a predicted model, not a curated record. Gene Ontology annotation, molecular function: calcium ion binding. The transcript is spliced from 3 exons.
AUGGUUGGUUGCAACGAGUUCAAUCUUGAAGCUCCCUGUAAGCUUUUAUCUUGGAGUUUUUGCCACAAAUUAACUCUCACUCUCUUUUCUCCUUCUUUAGAUGAAGAUUCCAGUGGAACCAUUGAUUGCGAGGAACUGAACAAAUGCUUGGAUAAAUUGCAACUUCGAUUGACAAAAGAGGAGGUUGAGGAUUUGUUUCGUUCAUGUGAUAUCAACGGGAGCCAAGGGAUACAAUUUAGCGAGUUUAUUGUGCUUCUAUGUCUCAUCUAUCUCCUAAUGAAACCUUCCUCCUCUCCUGAUAAUACAUUGAAGAUGAAUUCUCAACAGCUUGAGACCACUUUCGCUACUAUUAUUGAGGCAUUCCUGUUUCUUGAUAAGAAUGGUGAUGGAAAAAUGAACAAAAAAGACAUGAUGAAGGCAUUAAAUGAAACUUCUCCAUGGGAACGAUCCCUUGCACGUAUUACUCGGACUAGAUUCAAAGAAAUGGACUGGGAUAAGAAUGGAAAAUUCAGCUUCAGAGAGUUCCUCUUUGCUUUUAUUGACUGGGUUGGGAUCGAAAGCGAUGAUGAAGAAGAAAUACCGGACUCAAUAAGCUAAGGACACUCGAAGGCGCUGC